Messenger RNA from Planococcus citri (citrus mealybug), 996 nucleotides. RefSeq names its product calcium load-activated calcium channel. Bases 116 to 673 code for a protein of 185 amino acids. Gene Ontology annotation, molecular function: calcium channel activity. The record is from RefSeq and is a predicted model, not a curated record. Gene Ontology annotation, cellular component: endoplasmic reticulum membrane; cytoplasm; endoplasmic reticulum. Gene Ontology annotation, biological process: endoplasmic reticulum calcium ion homeostasis. The transcript is spliced from 5 exons. NCBI's taxonomy places the organism in Eukaryota, Metazoa, Arthropoda, Insecta, Hemiptera, Pseudococcidae.
CUCACAAGAUUUCGUAAAUCCAUGAUAAAAAAGUGAUAAAAUCAAACACCAAACCAAAUUUGGAUUUAAUUGUAAUUGUUCUUUAAAAUUCUGUAAUUAAUUGUGAAUAUUCAAGAUGUGGGCCGAUACAAUUUUGAUUGUAGCUAUCUCAGUUUGUACAGCUUUACUGGGAGAAGGAUUAAUUUGGUUGCUGGUCUACAGAACAGAAAAAUAUCAAAAAUUGAAAGUAGAAGUCGAAAAAGGAAGCAAGAAACUGGAGAAAAGAAAAGAAGUAUUGAGUGAUUCUUUGGAUAAACAGCAAAAGAAGAAAAUCGAAAGGGAAGAAGAAAGGUUGAAAAACAAUAACCGGGAUAUGUCGCUUGUGAAAAUGAAAUCAAUGUUAGCCAUUGGUUUUGUGUUCACUGCAUUGUUGGGCAUGUUCAAUAGCAUAUUUGAUGGGAGAGUUGUCGCGUAUUUACCUUUUCAUCCUAUCUCAUUGGUACAAAAUCUUACUCAUAGGAACCUACCCGGAGAAAAUUACACCGAAUGUUCAUUCAUUUUCUUAUAUAUUUUAUGCACCAUGUCCAUUCGUCAAAAUAUUCAAAAAUUAUUGGGAUUUGCCCCAUCCAGAGCUGUAGCCAAACAAGGAGCUAGUAUUUUUGGACCAUCCGUAGCUGGACAGCAAUUCAAAUAAAGUAUUCGAGUAUGAUUCGAUAAAAAGGAGAACAAAUAAAGUAUUCGUAUUUUAAUGGGAUAAAACACCGAAUAGUCUUACUUUUGAAACAUUUUUUCAUUAUUUUCAAUGUGUAGUAGAUAAAGGUAUAUAGUAAUUUGAAAACUUCCUUUUAUUGGUUUUAAAACAGAGUUUAUUUGUAAUCAUGAAGUCUGUGAUAAUUUAUCGUAAUUUACUUAUAGUAGUAAAAUAAAAUGCAUUAUUGUUUGAAAAUUAAUUUAUUUUUCAUCUCUGGUAACAAAAUUAAUCGAUAAUAAAACUGGUUUUUGUCUAGUUUAACCGAA